Messenger RNA from Meleagris gallopavo (turkey), 1285 nucleotides. Lineage: Eukaryota; Metazoa; Chordata; Aves; Galliformes; Phasianidae. The record is from RefSeq and is a predicted model, not a curated record.
UCCAGCCCCGGCUCCGCCUGCGGCUCCGCUCCCGGCUCCGGUCCCAGCAACAAUUCCAGCCCCAUUGCUCCGUGCCCGGCCCCGCGCCCGGCCCCAUCGCUCCCGGACCCGGUGCUGUCCCCAUCCGUUUGUCCCUAUUCCUUCUCUCAUCCCAGUCCCAUCCCCAUCCCUAUACUCAACCCCUGCUCCUGGUCCCAUCGAUCCCAGCCCUGUUCCUGUCCCCAUCCCCGUCCUUGCUGCUAGCUCCAGUGCCAGCCCUAUUCCUGUCCCCAUCCCUAUUCCCGUCUCCUUCUGCACCCCUGCUGCUGUCCCCAGCCCCGACCCCGUCCCCAUCCCUGCUGCCAUCUCCAGCCCCACUGCUCACCCCAUCCCCGUCCCCACCACCACCUCCACCCCCAUUCCUGUCCCUAUCCCUUCUGCUGUCACCAUCCCCACCACUAUUUCCAACCCCAUCCUCACCUCCCUCACCAUCCCCAUUCCCGCUGCUCUCCCCAUCCCCAUCCCCAACCUCAUCCCUGCUUCCGUCCCCAUCCUCAUCUCCAUUCCCACCUCCCUCCCUACCACCAGCUCCAUCCCCACUGCUGUCCUCAUCCCGCCCCAUCCUCGCUCCCAGCCCGCUCCCUGCCGCGCCGUGAGGCUCAGCGGGCGGCCCCCCGCCGUCCACCCCCCCGGCUCCACCAUCGCUCCCAAGGGUGACGAGGACCUUCUGGCACUGGCUGCCUCUCGGCUGAGCCGCAGGAAACGCGUGGCCGGGGCGGCCGUCGGCGUGGCCAUGGUGCUGGUGCUGCUGGUGGCCAUCCCGCUGCUGGUGCACAGCUCCAAGGCGGCCGCCCACUACGAGAUGCUGGGCAGCUGCCGCAUGGUUUGCGACCCCUACCCCGAGCUGCCUCCCGCCUCCCCCCUCCCUUCCUACCGGGGGCAAAAGGAGAACCGGGGCGCAAAGGGCGUGCUGGCGUUGGGGCCCCCCGGACCACCGGGACCGCGGGGACCGCCGGGUGAACCGGGUCGACCGGGACCACCGGGACCUCCAGGGCCGGGUCCUGGGGGGUACAUCCCCUCCUUCUACAGCCCCAAGAUUGCGUUCUAUGCGGGCCUGCGGAAGCCCCACGAGGGCUACGAGGUGCUGCGCUUCGACGACGUGGUGACCAACGUGGGCAACUACUACGAACCAUCGAGUGGCAAAUUCACCUGCCCGCUCCCCGGCAUCUACUUCUUCACCUACCACGUCCUCAUGCGCGGCGGCGACGGCACCAGCAUGUGGGCUGACCUCAUGAAGAAUGGGCAG